This is a messenger RNA of Anopheles stephensi (Asian malaria mosquito), 3331 nucleotides long. RefSeq names its product oligodendrocyte-myelin glycoprotein. NCBI's taxonomy places the organism in Eukaryota, Metazoa, Arthropoda, Insecta, Diptera, Culicidae. Gene Ontology annotation, molecular function: protein binding. The record is from RefSeq and is a predicted model, not a curated record. Bases 429 to 2015 code for a protein of 528 amino acids. The transcript is spliced from 6 exons.
AUGAACCGGUAGACUAGAGUAUGGUGAGGCUUUGUGCAAACGCUACAUCAAGCUGCGGCUAUAGUUGUAAUCGGAACGUGAUCGUGUUGUAAUAAAGUGUAUGUGCCGUCACAUUCCGAUGAGGAUGGUGAUGCUUGCUUGAUUCGGUGUGAAAAGGAAAGUGUUUGUAGAAGGUCUCGUGUUUCGAAGAACGUGGCCCGAUUUUUCUGUGUUAAGUUCAGUUAAGUGUCCCCCCAAAACUCCCCGCAGUAACUACCGGUGUGAGGGUUGUAAAAGACAACGUGCACACAUCUGAAGAAAGUGUUAUUGAAGACUGUAAAAGAAUAGUGAAACGGUUCUUCUCCAAUUAGAGCCGGCGUGCUCUAUAUAUAAAUUCCUGCCUGCCUGCCUGCCUGCCUGCCUGCCUGACCCCCGAGAGAUAUACAACGAUGCGGCGCAGAUUGAUCAGGGAUUAUAUGGUCCCGGUGGUGAUACUGCUGACGGUUCUGCUGUGGACGAGUCUUUCGGAAGUGCACGCAAAGAACGAAGACGAUGGCUCGGACGACGGGGAUGACAUGUAUGCGGACGAGUACGACGAUACGUACGACGAGGACGACGAAAUCAGUGGUCCCCUACCAAUCGGGACGGAUCAGGCACGGCAUGAGACCGGUGACAGUGAUAAAUCGAGAGCAUCAUCCUCCACGACAGUAUCAUCUGGCACGACGGCCAAAGCAACGUCCACUACCGGUAGUCCAGCGGUGAUCAUUUUCGGUGAUGCGGACGAUUCUACGGAGCAGGACGAAUAUGCGUGCCCGGAUGCAUGCAGCUGUUUCGAAGGGAUGAAGUACAUAAACUGUUCCCACCGUGGCCUGCUGGACAUCCCCUCCACUCUGCCCAGUGUUGUGAUUCGGCUGGAUCUGAGCCACAAUAAUCUGAAGCGGCUAAACGUGGAGGCGCUCCAGAACGCUACGGGACUGCAGGAACUCACCCUAUCGUACAACGCGAUCGAACAGUUUGACAAGGAACUACUGCUUAAGCUGGACAAACUGGAGCUGCUAGAUCUUUCCUCCAAUCAGCUAUCACAUCUGGAUAGUGAUUGUUUUGCGGAGGCCAGCAAAUCGCUGCGUCGGUUAUACCUGAGCAACAACCCUAUCGUCUUGCCGGACAACGGUCCCUUUCUGGAGCUGCCCGAGCUCGAAGCACUAUACUUGGUGAACUGCAAUCUCACUGAGAUACCGGACGAAACGUUCAAGGAACUGGGAGGACUCGAGCUACUCGAUCUCUUCGGCAAUCAGUUCGAUGAGGAAAUGAGCGUGGACAUGUUCGAGUCGUUGACGAAUCUGAUACACCUGCGGCUACCACCGCUGUCCGAAAACACGGUGCGCGAGCUAUGCGAAAAGCUGGAACGGAUCGAUGUAAUUGACAUAACGUCGCACAACAUUAGCUGCUUCUAUCUGGCGUCCGAAUCUUCGUUCGAGGAUAGCAUCAUAGUGGAUUUGCCGAAAACUCCCGAACCCGUAUACACGACCAAAGAACCAACCACACCCCGACCAACCCGCAAGCCACAGAAAACAUUGAACGAAAUCAUGCAGGACUACAAAUCGUCCACCUCCAAGCUGGAAUCGUCCGAUCUGGCACUGCAACCGACCACCACACGAUCUACCGAACCGAAGGGCGAAAGCAACAGAUUCAAUGGCAGCCUCGUUUCCUCCUCACAAUCCGGAUCACCUUCGUCCGCUUCCAUCACGCACACCGCCGGCAACUCGCCGGCAGUGAAAGACGGUGCUGUGAUCAAGACAUCAUCCACCGGAUCCGACUCCCACAAGGACGGUGAGCAGACACUGCUUUCGUCGAUAUCGCCCGAAACGAUGAAGCAGAUCCUGAUGGGCAUCAUUGGCGUGACUGUGCUGAGCAUUAUCAUCGGACUAAUCUGCCGGCGAACCGGCAUGAAGAACAAACUGUGCGGUACGAAGCGACGCCCGGCACCGACAGAUCAAGUGCGACCGGCCGAGGAGGUCCCCCUCAACAAGGUCUAAAAGGGGGGAGCGAGAGCGAGAGGCCGAGGUUUUGCCAAUGAAAAGCAAACAUACAGGAGAACAGAUCAAUUGGGAACGGGGAAAUCAAUCCACGACAUUCGCGCAGACGAACGAAGCGGUGCGUGAAUGCGUGAGACGUGUGCCAUGAAUUGAAUUCGGCCGGUAUUUCCCCCAUCCUCGACAAGUAUGAUCAUCAGUGCAUGUGAUAUUACUUACAAAGUAUUAGGUAACAUCGUCUUCAAUAAGAGCUGUCGGUACAUUCGCGGGGGGAGAGCGGACGGUUGGGUGCUGCCAGAACGUGGUUACAUGACAUCAACCGACCGGGGAGAUCGUUGUCAUUUUUUGUUGUUGUGUAACGCAUUUAUGUUUUGUAAAUAAUUCUUCAAUUCACACAAACGCUAAACAAAACAGAAAACCUAUAUAGGAACCGAACUAGGAACAAAUAGGUCCCGCCAAGCGUUCGGUAGCGAAAGCAUCGGCAACAGUAGUAAUAGCCACAAAACUAGACGCUAUAUAUCUCUAUAUUAGGGCUGCCAGGAGUAGACGCUAUCAUUAUUCUAUAUCAUCAUCCUUUCCCCCCUUUUUUUUCGACGAUGGACAGAGGCUAGGCUACAGCGCGUGAUAUUUGUAAUAGUAGGACGAGAAGUAUCUGUGUAAUAAAAUUUCAUACUUUUCUUCUAUCGUCAUCAACAACAGCAAGCUGGUGAGCUUGAUCGGGCAGUUUGGAGCAGUCAAAAUAUGGACCACAUAUGGCUACAAUUACUAAGUAGAAAAAAACACCAAAUUAGUGGCAAAAGUAGUUUCGAGAAGCUCUCACAGGAAGAGUGAGUUAGUUCCAUCACUAAAACCGAGCUAAGAUAAAACACACGUUCUACGUUCGAGCUAGAGAGAAUUUUGUUUGUGUAAUCGAUAUUAAAAUGAUUUUUUCCCCCGAUAACGACACAGAAUGACGCGCACUUGCAGCUGGUUGGUAGGGUGCUUAUCUUUGAAUCAUAGAACUAAUAAUUUCCCCAGUCGAGCGCAAUAUUUCGUUACAAGAAAUAUAACAAUCCAUUAAAAGAGGGUAGUAGAGCUAGAGUUUGGUAGAUUUGGUCAAACACGUGUACCAUCAAACCUAUUAGCUUGUAAUGUAAGGCGCGCAACAAACAUCACAUAUUUCGGUUGUAAUAUAGUAGCAAUUCUGGUACACCGGAGGAGAACAUUGUCAUCCCACCAGUGCAGGAAGAGUGCGGAUGAUGGUUCUUUGUAGAGAUAAAGGUGACACACUUAGCACCGGAGCACCGGAUAAAAUAAAAUGAGAUGCGCAUUUUGUGAAC